CGUCAAAAUUUUUCAAAUUUUUGAAUAAAUAAUAAAAAAAUCAAAUAUAUAAUAUGUUUUUUUUUAAGUCAAGGUCUCGAACUUAAAAUAUCACUUGGCUAUGACGAAUGACGAAAAAAACUUUAUAAUUAGCCGUACUGUACAGGUGAUAAUGCUGCUCCUAGAUAAGCGUUAUUGGGGGGGGUCAUAGUUUAUCAGACACCAAUUGGGUGUGUACUAUUUUUAUUUUUAAUUAAUUUGUUUAUAAUAAUAAUUAAUAGUAGUGGUAGCGUAAUGUCGGAGAACGAGCAGCAGCAGCAGCAGAGACCCCUAGUGGGUGUAAUCGAUGCCAGCACUAGGACCGUAAAAUUCGGGGUCUUUGUUAGUCAGCACAUAAAAGAACUGGCCGAACAUGCCAUAGAUCUGGAGCCAAUUACCCCUAAGGAGGGUUGGUCUGAGCAGGAUCCUCUAAAGAUCCUUGAGGCAGUAAAGAUUUGCAUGGAAAAGGUUGUCGCUGGUUUAGGACCUGUUAAAGCAAAUAACAUUAUAACCAUCGGUAUAACCAACCAGAGGGAGACCACUAUAGUAUGGGACAAAACCACUGGGAAACCUCUAUAUAAUGCUCUUGUGUGGAAUGACAUCAGAACAGACUCCACGGUAGACAUAAUCCUGGCGAAAAUCCCUGAAAACAACAAGAACCAUUUCAAGCCAGUCUGUGGCCUCCCGAUUUCCCCAUAUUUCAGCGCUUUUAAGCUAAAAUGGCUGAUGCACCAUGUACCCGCAGUAAAAAAGGCCAUAAAAGAGAAAAAGUGCCUUUUCGGUACCGUAGAUACAUGGUUACUAUGGAACUUGACCGGAGGGCCCAAGGGAGGGAAACAUUUAACUGAUGUAACCAAUGCUUCUCGCACCUUUUUAAUGAACAUUGAGACCCUUUAUUGGGACGCACAGUUGCUCAGCACCUUUAAAAUACCCGUGAACAUUUUACCGGAAAUCAGGAGCAGUUCAGAGAUUUACGGGGCUAUUGGGGACAUGUGGCCUUUGAAAGGGGUUACAAUUUCUGGGAUAUUAGGGAACCAACAAUCGGCCCUUCUGGGGCAGAGCUGUUUCAAGGAGGGGAUGGCGAAAAACACAUAUCGUAGCGGCUGUUUUUUGCUAUAUAAUACGGGAAAUAACAGGGUGCAAUCGUCCCACGGUUUAGUAACGACUGUGGCCUACAAGUUGGGCGAUCAGGCUCCGAUUUACGCUUUGGAGGGGAGCGUGGCCAUAGCGGGCGCAGCGAUGAAAUGGCUCCGGGACAACAUGGGAUUCAUGAAGGAUAUUAGCAAGGAAACCGAAUCGUUGGCCAAGGAGGUUUUUAGCACCGGAGACGUUUAUUUUGUGCCCGCCUUUAAGGGUCUCUACGCUCCUUAUUGGAGGAAAGAUGCCAGGGGUAUAAUCUGCGGUUUAACGGCCUUCUCGACCAAACAGCACAUAAUCAGGGCCGCACUGGAGGCGGUCUGUUUCCAAACCAGAGACAUCCUAGAAGCGAUGAACAAAGACUGCGGCAUCCCGUUGGAAAAACUCCACGUGGACGGCGUGAUGACCACCAAUAACUUAUUGAUGCAACUGCAGGCGGAUAUCAGUGGCGUACCGGUGAUCAGGGCGCAGUCCCAAGACGUGACGGCCCUGGGGGCCGCAAUGGCCGCCGGUAUGGCCCGGGGCGUGGACGUCUGGGACAUUUACGCGGAGGAGAGGGAGUUGGUGCCCAGCGAUACUUUUUUGCCCACGUCCACCGAAGACGAACGCGAUACCAGAUACACCAAGUGGAAAAUGGCCGUCCAGAGGUCCUUGGGUUGGGUUUCCCCCAAGAAAUCAGCUGUUAUGACCGAGGAACGUUAUCAGCUGCUAUCCAGCAUUCCAGGCAGUCUCUAUGCGAUAUUAAGCUUCGGACUACUCGUCUUGUCGCAAUACUUGGAUAAUUAACGUUUAUGCUCUUUUUAUGAUAUUAUUGUACUUAUGAAGGUUGUUAUGUUGAUUUUUAAUAAAUUUUAUUUGGAAAA
Molecule: messenger RNA, 2018 nt
Organism: Anthonomus grandis grandis
Lineage: Eukaryota; Metazoa; Arthropoda; Insecta; Coleoptera; Curculionidae
Gene: Gk2
Product: glycerol kinase
Exons: 11
Coding region: 274-1941 (555 amino acids)
Biological process (GO): triglyceride metabolic process; glycerol-3-phosphate biosynthetic process; glycerol metabolic process
Cellular component (GO): mitochondrion
Molecular function (GO): glycerol kinase activity
Source: RefSeq, a predicted model, not a curated record